Messenger RNA from Williopsis jadinii, 1570 nucleotides. It is a transcript of the gene SRM1, whose product is annotated as Ran guanyl-nucleotide exchange factor. The record is from RefSeq and is a predicted model, not a curated record. Gene Ontology annotation, cellular component: cytoplasm. Gene Ontology annotation, molecular function: guanyl-nucleotide exchange factor activity. Lineage: Eukaryota; Fungi; Ascomycota; Saccharomycetes; Phaffomycetales; Wickerhamomycetaceae. The coding region runs from base 64 to 1491 and encodes 475 amino acids. The transcript has a single exon.
AUAAACAAACUACAACCGAGUAGCAAUUGGCAUCCUUCAAACACCAGCAACAGGAAACCGAACAUGGCUAAACUCGACAGAAAGCGUGGAUCUGAUGAUUCUGAGCGUCCGGCUAAAAGGGCAAGACAUACCGGCAGAUCUUUGAACUCGUUCAAGCAUCUACCAGAGAUCAACAAGAUCCCAUCGGCCAAAUCAACCGAGCUGGAUGUGUUUGUCUGGGGAACGGGAUCGAUGUGUGAGCUUGGUCUAGGUCCAGAUGCAAAGACCAAGGAGGUGAAGAGACCAAGACUGAAUCCGUUCUUGAAGGAUAAGGGGAUUGUGGACUUUGCCGCUGGUGGUAUGCAUACAAUAGCACUUGAUUCCAAGAACCAGGUCUGGUCGUGGGGUUCCAAUGAUAGUUUUGUCCUUGGUAGGGAUACCUCCAAGGCGAAGGAGGUGCUGAAGGACAUGGACGCUGCUGACAGCGACGACGACGAGGAUGGUGAUCUGAAUGAAGAGGAAUCGACACCUGGUUUGGUUGAAGGGUUGCCUCAGGAUCAAAAGGUUGUACAGCUGGCAGCAACUGAUAACUUAUCUGCAGUGUUGCUCGAUAGCGGUGAUGUGUACGCCUGGGGUACCUUCAGAUGUAAUGAAGGUAUCCUGGGCUUCAAACAUGACGUCCGUAUUCAGAAGACUCCAGUGAAAGUGGACGAGUUCAAGGACAUUGUGCAAUUGGCACCGGGUAAAGACCACAUCUUGGGACUGGACAAGAAGGGUGUUGUUUAUGCCUGGGGUAAUGGCCAGCAGUUCCAACUGGGUAGAAGAAUUCUGGAGCGUAACAGACUGAGAACGCUGGAACCAAGAGAAUUUGGAUUGGCUGAUGUUACAUACAUCGCAUCAGGUGAAUUCCACUGUUUUGCCAUCACACAGGAUAGAAAAGUCCUGACAUGGGGAUUGAACCAAUUCGGCCAAUGUGGUAUCUCCUCUGACUUGGAGGAUGGCUCUAUUGUGACAGUGCCAACAGAAGUCGAGUCAUUGUCUGACAAGAAUAUUGUGCAGAUCGCUGCUGGUGAACAUCACACUUUGGCAUUGUCUGAGGACGGUACCGUUUAUACCUUUGGUAGAUACGACAUGUUCGAGAUUGGUAUCGCAAAGGACGACUUGCCAGAGGAGACCUUCAAGGAUGUCCAUGGGAAGCCAAGAUCUGUGCCAGUGCCAACCAGAUUGACAAAGAUCCCAAAGGUGAGAUCAGUGGCUGUUGGAUCACAUCACUCUUUGGCAAUCUCUGAAGACGGUGUUGUUUACUCCUGGGGGUUCGGUGAGACUUAUGCCGUUGGUCUUGGUCCAGCUGGUGAAGAUGUGGAAACACCAACCAGAAUCAAGAACACUGCAACUCAGGAUGAAGACAUUCUGCUGAUAAGUGCUGGUGGCCAGUUCUCCAUCAGUGGUGGUGUCAAGCUCUCUGAAGAAGAAGCUGAAAAGAGAGAGGAUAAGCUCGAAGAUGAAGAGUGAUUUCCUGAACAAAAGUAGAUGUAUAUCUUAUGUAUUAAUACCACUAUUGUUAUACGUAUAAACAUGUUAAUAAAUCACA